CUAGAUGGUUGCCCAGGUCUGUGUUAUGGAAAUGGAAGAUGCACACUUGAUCAGAAUGGAUGGCACUGUGUCUGCCAGGUGGGCUGGAGCGGAAUGGGAUGCAAUGUUGUCAUGGAAAUGAUGUGUGGAGACAGCAUCGAUAAUGAUGGAGAUGGUUUGACAGACUGUAUAGACCCUGACUGCUGCCAGCAAAGCAAUUGCUAUUCAAGCCCGCUCUGUCAAGGGUCCCCUGAUCCCCUUGACCUCAUUCAGCAGAGCCAGCCUCCUUUCUCUCAGCAUCCUCCAAGGCUCUUUUAUGAUAGAAUCAAGUUUCUUAUUGGCAAGGAAAGCACUCAUGUAAUCCGAGGAGAUGUCUCAUUUGAGAGCAGGUAA
Podarcis muralis (Common wall lizard) is the source of this 372-nucleotide messenger RNA. NCBI's taxonomy places the organism in Eukaryota, Metazoa, Chordata, Lepidosauria, Squamata, Lacertidae. The record is from RefSeq and is a predicted model, not a curated record.